Molecule: messenger RNA, 942 nt
Organism: Rotaria sp. Silwood2
Lineage: Eukaryota; Metazoa; Rotifera; Eurotatoria; Philodinida; Philodinidae
Source: the annotation of a GenBank genome assembly
AUGGAUUUCAUCGUUUCCAGUUUGUACGAGAAUCGUCUCUAUGUUUUUCUUGGCUACGGCAAUGGAAGCUUUGCACCACCAAUAGUUCUCAACACAGGUGCAUAUCCAAUGGGUAUGGUUGUUAGCGACUUCAAUGGAGACAACUAUGCAGAUAUAGCUGUCGUUCAAGCUGGCGAUGACAAUGUAGGCAUUUCACUUGGCCUUGGUGAUGGUACUUUUAGUUCACAAUAUGUUUUUGCAGUUGGCUCUACCCCAUCUUGGGUUUCUGUCGGAGAUUUUAAUGGUGACCAACGUCUUGACUUGUUGGUCACGAAUAAUGCCGCCAAUACUGUCAGUGUUCUUCUCGGUUAUGGUAAUGGCAGUUUCGCAUCCCAAAAAUUGUCUUCUACAUUUAUUUGGCCAGCCAUGUCUGUUGUAGCUGAUUUCAAUCACGAUAAUCUCUUAGACUUCGCUGUCUCCAACUAUGGUAGUGAUAAUGUGAGUAUUCAUCAAGGUUUUGGCAAUGGUACUUUUAGCUUGCUAGUGUCCUAUUCCACUAUGACUAGUCCAUUUGCACUAGCUGUGGGUGAUCUGAAUGGUGAUCAACACAUAGAUCUGGUCGUAUCGAAUUGUGAAAAUGGUACGAUCAGUGUGCUACUCGGUAAUGGUAAUGGCACUUUUCGAGCAGCGGUUCACUAUUUGGCUAGAAGCUGUGCGUAUGCAGUUGCAAUAGGUGACUUGAAUGGUGAUACUUACUUGGAUGUCGUUGCUGUCGGAACCUUUUCUAAUUAUUUUAUUAUAUUUCUUGGUGAUGGAACUGGAUCUUUCUUUGAAAGGUGGUAUUUUGUUACAGGUUACAUUCCGACAUCAAUAGCUCUCUAUGAUUUCAACAAUGAUGGUCGUCUUGAUAUUGUGACUACUUACUCCAUGGGCACUGUAUCAGUAUUUCUGAACAACUGUUAA